Cercocebus atys (sooty mangabey) is the source of this 3108-nucleotide messenger RNA. It is a transcript of the gene WDR25, whose product is annotated as WD repeat domain 25. Gene Ontology annotation, molecular function: protein binding. The coding region runs from base 1984 to 2850 and encodes 288 amino acids. Lineage: Eukaryota; Metazoa; Chordata; Mammalia; Primates; Cercopithecidae. The record is from RefSeq and is a predicted model, not a curated record. The transcript is spliced from 7 exons.
GGGAGGGAGGCUGUGCCCCCUGGAGGAUUGAUCAGUAACUCUUAUAGUUCUUCACUAUAAUCUCAUUUUGGGCUGCAUUCUGCUUUUGUUUUCAUUUGGGAGCCCUGCUUGGAGGCCAGCACUAACAGAAACAUGCAAGGGCAGAAGCAGAGCUGGCCGUCGGGAGGUGGGGUAGCCUGCAGGGCCUAGCUCUGUGGUGUGUGGAUUGGUGUGGCAGUUGCCCUUCCUGGCAGCAGCUCUUAGUGAUUAGGCUGGGAGGAGCCUUGGCGGAGCCUUGGCUUUAGGUUUUCUUUGGGGAAGGGUGGAUAUUAGUGCUUAAGAAAUGCCACUCCCAAGGAAACCCACCUGGAUGUUUUUCUCUGUUACUGGCCAUUUGGAGGCAGGGCCAGGCUGUGCAUAGGCUUUUGAGUUUCUCAGGUGCUUACAUGGGUCUCAAAAUGAUGAUGCAAUCAAUCUGUUUCUUGCUUGUGGGCCUGGGUCCAGCUCAGAAUGGAGAUGUGCUCCAUGGGCUUGCCUUCAGAGAAGAUAGUUAGCAGGGUUGUGGGAAGGAAUGUGUGGUGGACAGAGGUACAGGCUCCCCAAGGCUUAGAGGCUUCAGAAGCCCAUGUCAGGCAUGUGGGGCCCAGGUUCAAAGCAGGGGAUGGAGAAGGGAGGGUUAAAGCCUUCCUUCUGACAUUGAUAUGUGUGUCCCAGCCCUGGGACCUGGAGCAGUUGGCUUCGCGGGCCCGUUGGACUGUUGAAUAUUGAUGGUGUGGGUUUGGCUGAGGAGCACAGGCAGGUGUGUUUGCCAUUCUUGUGUACUCAGGACGGGUAUGAAGGGCAAGUCAGUGGCACAAUUCGAGUAGUCAAAGUGCUGCUGUUACCUGAGCAUUUGCUGUGCGCCAGAUCUUCACAUGGACAGCGUCAGUUUUCAUGGGAGUCACUUUUAGGCAUUUUAUCUCCAUUUUGCAGUUGAAGCAGUUGAUACUUAAGAUGGUGGUGUCUUUGUUCAGUGUGAAGAGCCAGGAAUUGAGUGGGGAAUGCCCUUAUGGCAGCAGGACAGUGGCACCAGGUCCCUCCUAGGUGGCUUGUCCAAGGAUCAGAGUCUAAGGCUACAUUGCUACCAAGUAGCAGAGCUGGAAUCAGCGCUACUCAGCCUCACACGUUUUACUCCCUGUGCCUCUUGAGAGCUUUGGCCUGUCACAUGUGUGCAGCUGUAGGAGCCCAGAUUGUGAGUUGGUCAAGGUCAGGGCCACACCCUGCACUUCCUGCCUUACACAGAGUAGGUGCUGGACAGACCGUUUGUGUUGUGAAAGAGUGAGUGAGUGAAUGAAAGAUACACCAUGGGGAUAGAAAAGUAAGGGGCAGGCCCCAGGGCAGUUGGCAGAUGUGAAAUGUGGUUUAAAGACUUGGCAGUAAAUCUGUGGCUAGGCCCCCCUUCUCCUUUUGUUCCCUUCUUCCUUCCUUCUUGGGAUUCAGAAGUGCUCUCUGGUCAGAGGGCUGUGGAGCAGGAGCAAAGCUGCAGGUGUGAGAAGGACCCUGCCAUGCCAGGGCAGCUUCAAGGAGCUGGUUUGCAUGGAGUCAGCAAGAGGGUGGCAGCAGUUUUGGGAUGGAAUGAGUUGAGCCUGAAGACAAAGGUCGUUGAAGUCCUUCCAGGAGAAGAAGAUCAAUGCCUGGGCUGAGCCUGCAGUUAACAUCUUAAUAGUAACCGGAGAGUUUCUGAGAGAUUAGGCUCACAUACCUCUCAGAGUCCAGGAGACAGUGAGGGAAAGCUUUUAAUUCAAAGCCCUAUCCAUCUUCCCAACUCAGGUGAGACGGGGACUAGAAAGUUGGUCUGGCUGAAGCUAAGCAAGGCCAGCCUUCCGGGUGUUGGGUGUCAGGUUCUGGAGGGGGCUGGCAGUCAUGGGUGGGGCUCAUGGAUGGUUUUAGGCUCUUCUGCCCCCUUCUUCAGUGUGCCCUUGUGGGAAGCCAGUGCAUUUCCAGGGGAGCUGCUGGAGGCUGCUUAUGGCAUGCAGAUCAAGGAAGACCCGAGGACCACAUGCACCCUGGGCGCUCUGGGUAUGGAACGCCGUGGACUCCGGGCACUGCCUGCAGACAUACUCCCUGCACACAGAGGCAGUGCGGGCCGCCCGCUGGGCUCCCUGUGGCCGGCGCAUCCUCAGCGGUGGCUUUGACUUCGCCCUGCACCUAACAGACCUUGAAACAGGAACCCAACUAUUUAGUGGUCGAAGUGACUUUAGAAUCACUACCUUGAAAUUCCAUCCAAAAGACCACAACAUUUUUUUAUGUGGAGGCUUCAGCUCUGAAAUGAAAGCUUGGGAUAUAAGGACUGGCAAGGUGAUGAGAAGCUACAAGGCGACCAUCCAGCAGACCUUGGACAUCCUGUUCCUCCGGGAAGGCUCCGAGUUCCUGAGCAGCACAGAUGCUUCCACCCGUGACUCAGCUGACCGCACCAUUAUUGCCUGGGAUUUCCGGACCUCUGCCAAAAUCUCCAACCAGAUUUUUCACGAGAGGUUCACCUGCCCCAGCCUCGCCUUACACCCGAGAGAGCCCGUGUUCCUGGCACAGACCAAUGGCAACUACCUGGCCCUUUUCUCCACUGUGUGGCCCUACCGGAUGAGCAGACGGCGGCGCUAUGAAGGGCACAAGGUGGAGGGCUACUCAGUGGGCUGUGAGUGCUCCCCAGGCGGUGACCUGCUGGUGACGGGCAGCGCCGAUGGCCGGGUCAUGAUGUACAGCUUCCGCACGGCCAGCCGGGCAUGCACACUGCAGGGGCACACGCAGGCCUGUGUCGGCACCACAUACCACCCCGUGCUGCCCUCUGUCCUCGCCACCUGCUCCUGGGGAGGGGACAUGAAGAUCUGGCACUGAGCUUUGUGUCACUGAACCUUCCCAUUGCCAGCUGGGCUCUGGGACUCCCCUCUUCCUCAAGGGUGUAUGAGAGGAAUGAGCACAGAGGUUGGCUGUGGGUCCUGGGUACCACCCUCUGAGCCUCAGUUUCCUCAUCUGUAAAGUGGGGACAAAAGUCUGUUUGCCUCAGGAGUGUGAGGACUACAAUAGUGAAAGUGCCUGGCAGGCGGCCGGCGAUGCCUAAUAAACGUGUGUUUUGCUAUUUGUUAAGUGUUUUCA